Molecule: messenger RNA, 2422 nt
Organism: Ananas comosus (pineapple)
Lineage: Eukaryota; Viridiplantae; Streptophyta; Magnoliopsida; Poales; Bromeliaceae
Product: heat shock 70 kDa protein, mitochondrial
Exons: 6
Coding region: 171-2186 (671 amino acids)
Biological process (GO): protein refolding; cellular response to unfolded protein
Cellular component (GO): cytoplasm; mitochondrion
Molecular function (GO): ATP-dependent protein folding chaperone; ATP hydrolysis activity; ATP binding
Source: RefSeq, a predicted model, not a curated record
AGUCCACGCUCUUCCAAAGCCUUGGAGCGGCGCCUUUUUCCCUCCCCACCGCGCUCUAGCAAAAACGACACGAACGCACAACACCACCCCAAAAAUUUUUUUUAAAAAAAGAAGAAAAAAAAAGAAGAGAAAGCUCUCGCAUUCUAAGAGAGGGAGGGAGGGAAAAAGAGAUGGCCACCUCGGUUGUUCUCAGAGCCAUGCGGCGGAGAGAGCUCUCCUCCCCUCUCGCAUCCUUCUCUGGCAACAUAAAAUCAACAUGGCUUGCUUCGAAUCUUGGUCAUAAAUUCGCAAGUUUUGCUAGGCCAUUCAGCACAAAACCUGCUGCAAAUGACAUAAUCGGAAUCGAUUUGGGAACAACAAACUCAUGUGUGGCUGUUAUGGAGGGAAAGAAUCCUAAAGUCAUCGAGAACUCGGAAGGGUCGAGGACUACUCCCUCAGUGGUCGCCUUUACGCCAAAGGGAGAGCUGCUAGUAGGAACUCCAGCUAAACGCCAAGCGGUCACCAACCCCGCAAAUACAUUUUUCGGGACCAAAAGGUUAAUCGGGCGCCGUUUUGAUGAUCCCUUAGUUCAAAAGGAGAUGAAGAUGGUACCUUACAAAAUUGUGAAGGCCCCAAAUGGAGAUGCGUGGGUCGAAACAACGGAUGGGAAGCAGUUCUCCCCAAGCCAGGUCGGUGCAUUCGUUCUGACGAAGAUGAAAGAAACUGCGGACUCCUAUCUCGGAAAAUCUGUUUCGAAAGCAGUGAUUACCGUUCCGGCUUAUUUUAACGAUGCGCAAAGGCAGGCUACAAAAGAUGCGGGCCGGAUUGCCGGGCUUGAUGUUCAGAGGAUUAUAAACGAACCCACUGCAGCGGCUUUGUCUUAUGGGACGAAUAACAAGGAGGGUUUAAUUGCGGUUUUCGAUCUUGGAGGAGGAACCUUCGAUAUCUCCAUCCUGGAAAUUUCGAACGGUGUGUUUGAGGUCAAAGCAACAAAUGGUGACACUUUCUUAGGUGGAGAAGAUUUCGACAAUGUUCUCGUAGAAUACUUGGUGAAUGAAUUUAAACGAACCGAAGGCAUCGAUCUUUCAAAGGACAGGCUAGCCCUACAAAGGCUUAGAGAAGCAGCUGAGAAAGCGAAGAUCGAGCUUUCAUCGACAACCCAGACAGAGAUCAAUCUUCCAUUCAUAACAGCCGAUGCGUCAGGCGCGAAGCAUAUGCAUAUCGCGCUAACAAGAUCGAAGUUUGAGUCUUUAAUAAACCACUUGAUCGAGAGAACGAGAGAGCCGUGUAAGAACUGCUUGAAGGAUGCAAACGUAUCUACGAAGGACAUAGAUGAGGUUCUUCUCGUAGGUGGAAUGACGAGGGUUCCGAAGGUGCAAGAGGUGGUCGCAGAGCUUUUCGGGAAGACACCGAGCAAAGGUGUGAAUCCAGAUGAAGCUGUUGCAAUGGGCGCGGCAAUUCAAGGCGGCAUCCUCCGUGGAGAUGUGAAGGAGCUUCUGCUUUUAGACAUCACUCCACUUUCGCUCGGCAUUGAGACUCUUGGUGGUGUCUUUACGCGGCUGAUCAACAGGAACACGACCAUCCCAACUAAGAAAAGUCAGGUAUUCUCCACCGCAGCCGACAACCAGACCCAGGUUGGUAUCCGCGUUCUACAAGGCGAGCGCGAAAUGGCUGCAGACAACAAGCUCCUCGGCGAGUUUGAGCUGGUGGGUAUUCCACCAACUCCUAGAGGCAUGCCGCAGAUCGAAGUCACAUUUGAUAUCGAUGCCAACGGCAUAGUGACAGUAUCUGCUAAAGAUAAAGCAACAGGGAAGGAGCAGCAAAUUACAAUCCGGUCCUCCGGCGGGCUCUCGGAGGAAGAGAUUCAGAAGAUGGUCAAGGAGGCCGAGCUUCAUGCCCAGAAAGAUCAGGAGAGAAAAGCGCUUAUCGAUGUGAGGAACACUGCAGAUUCUACUGUUUACAGUAUAGAGAAGAGUUUGAGCGAAUACAGAGAUAAGAUUCCUUCUGACGUUGUCUCGGAGAUCGAGAAUGCGAUUGCCGAUCUGCGCAAAGAGAUGUCGGGAGAUGAUGUCGAGAAGAUUAAAGCGAAGAUUGAUGCCGCGAAUAAGGCGGUCUCGAAGAUCGGACAGCAUAUGACCGGUGGUGGUUCGAAGGGCAGUGGCAGUGAUGAGACUCCUGAGGCGGAAUACGAGGAGGUCAAGAAGUAGAGAGUUAACCGAAGGGUAAUAAUAGAUUUUGAUUCCUAAAAAGUAAGAUGAAGAAGUUUAAUAUAGUAUUCUGGGUUUUUCUUUUGUGCUAGCUGGAUUUGGUACAAAGCAAGCUGUUAGAUUGGCACUUUUAUCUGUGAAUGAGGUUUUUAUCUGUGAAUGAGGUCCACAGUGUUAUUUGUAAAUAGGACUGCAAGGUAUCCAAAAUCUCUGAAGAGUGUGAUUCUACAUGGCAA